Molecule: messenger RNA, 4189 nt
Organism: Siniperca chuatsi (mandarin fish)
Lineage: Eukaryota; Metazoa; Chordata; Actinopteri; Centrarchiformes; Sinipercidae
Gene: col6a2
Product: collagen, type VI, alpha 2
Exons: 31
Coding region: 231-2951 (906 amino acids)
Source: RefSeq, a predicted model, not a curated record
GGGAUCAGUUAUUGUCGCUGGGGCUGGACCGGGACAGGAGAGCGAACGAACGGCUCUUCUGCAAGAAGUAAACGCGCAUCCAGGGCCCUUUUCUUCCAUUUCUUCCUCCCGUAUCCCCCUUUUCUUUCUCGGCUUUCCCUCCUGCUGAGAUGAGGAGAUAAUCAACAGAGGAUCAGCUGCUCACGAAGUUUUGAAGUUGUUGGAAAGAGUUUGGACAGGAGAAGAGGAAGAUGCUGGGGUUUGAGAUCAUCGUGCUCUGUCUUCUUUUUGGAGCCCUGACUCACGGCCAGACAACAGAGUGCAGCAAGAAGAAUGAGUGUCCCAUAGACGUGUACUUCACCAUAGACACGUCUGAGACCAUCGCCCUGCAGGAGCCGCCCCCUGGAUCGCUGGUGGAGAGCAUCAAGGUAUUCACUGAGCAGUUUGCACAGCGUUUAGAAGAUGCCGAAUUGAAAGGUGCUGUGCGGAUCAGAUGGAACAUCGGUGGACUGCACUUCUCCCAGACACAGAAGGUGUUCAGUUCCAUCGGAUCGAAGAACGAUUUCAUCACUGGUGUCAGGGGGAUCCGUUACCUGGGUAAGGGCACCUACAUCGACUGCGCCCUCACCAACAUGACCCAGCAAAUGCUGCGCUCAACCUCAUACCCCAAGGCCCUCCGAUUUGCUGUGGUCAUCACCGACGGCCACGUGACCGGAAGACCGUGCGGGGGCAUCAAAGUGGCAGCAGAGAGGGCUCGCGACGAGGGCAUCCGGAUGUUUGCUGUGGCGGCAUCGAAGAAUAUUGAAGAGACGGGGCUGGGGGAGAUCGCCAACUCUCCAGCGACGGUCUACAGGAGGGACUUCAUGGCUGUGGAUCUGAGCCAAGGCAGAGCCUUGAUACACACGGACACCAUUGAUCGCAUCAUCAAGACUAUGCUACAUUUGGCAUAUGUAGAGUGUUACAGUGUGUCCUGUCUGGAGACAGAAGGGCCUCCCGGUCCAAAAGGCCACAGAGGACAAAAAGGAGCUAAAGGAGACAACGGCGAAGCAGGUCUGAAAGGAGGAAGAGGUCGCCCAGGAGACCCCGGUAUCGAGGGUCCCAUCGGUCAGCCCGGUACCAAAGGAGAAACAGGUCUUAAAGGCGACAAGGGAGAGAUAGGAUCUCAGGGGAAAAAGGGCGUGGCUGGCAUCCCAGGACGCAAUGGGACAGAUGGACAGAAGGGUAAAAUUGGACGGAUCGGUGCUCCCGGCUGCAAAGGAGACCCAGGCGACCGAGGUCCUGAUGGUCACCCUGGAGACGUUGGUGAACGUGGUCCCUUUGGAACUGAUGGAGAGAAGGGUGAUCCCGGUCGCCCUGGAAGACCUGGUCCCCCUGGCCUGUCUGGAGAGCCUGGACCAAAGGGAGAGAGGGGAGGUCCUGGAUCUCCUGGCAUCCCUGGACUGAAAGGAAACCCAGGAACCCCUGGACUUCCAGGAACCAGAGGAGAGCUGGGGAGAAGAGGAGACUAUGGGCCAAAGGGUAGUCAAGGGCCAGAUGGAGUUAAGGGAGACAAGGGUGAAAUGGGGCCAGAGGGCUUGAGAGGACUUCCAGGUGAAUCAGGAAACAAAGGAACAAAGGGAGACAAUGGCCUGCCAGGCCCCAGGGGGCCACCGGGGACACCAGGAGAGGCGGGGAAAAAUGGUACCAGAGGUGACCCUGGUGAUCCUGGACCAAGAGGAGAACCUGGAUCGCCUGGACCAAAGGGAGACAAUGGAAGACCUGGCUUUAGCUAUCCUGGACCAAGAGGACCAUCGGGUGACAAAGGAGAGAAUGGCAACCGUGGACCUCGUGGCAGCAGAGGAGACUGUGGUCAAAAGGGUGAGCCUGGAAAUAAAGGAACUCCGGGAGAGGCAGGUGAGCCAGGACCUCAGGGGGAACCUGGACGAAGAGGAACAAGAGGAGAGCGUGGACGUGACGGAGAUCCUGGACAUGAGGGAGAUCCCGGCCUCACUGAAUGUGAUGUCAUGAACUACAUCAGGGAAACAUGUGGCUGCUGUGACUGUGAGAAACGCUGCGGAGCCCUAGAUAUUGUGUUUGUGAUCGACAGCUCAGAGUCGGUGGGUCUGACUAACUUCACCCUGGAGAAGAAUUUUGUCAUCAACACCAUCAACAGACUGGGAUCCCUUGCCAAAGACCCCCAGUCAGAUACAGGUACAAGAGUGGGAGUUGUUCAGUACAGUCACAGUGGAACCUUCCAGGCCAUCCGGCUUGACGACCCCAAAAUUGAUUCACUGUCUGCUUUUAAGGAAGCAGUGAAGCAAUUGGAGUGGAUCGCUGGAGGAACAUGGACUCCAUCUGCUCUGAAGUACGCCUACGACAACCUGAUCAGGGACAGCCGCAGAGCCAAAGCCAACGUCACUGUAGUUGUCAUCACUGACGGACGCUUCGACCCCAGAGAUGACGACUCGCUGCUCACCUACCUCUGCAGUGAUCCCAGUGUUGAUGUGAGUGCCAUCGGAAUCGGAGACAUGUUUGACCAGAUUGAGGAGAAUGAGAGUCUGAAGAGCAUCGCCUGCGAGAGGGAUGGCAGGGUGCUGGGCAUGAGGCGCUUUGCAGACCUCGUGGCCGAGGAGUUCAUAGACAAGAUUGAAACCGUGCUCUGCCCAGAUCCUAUCAUCAUAUGCCCUGAUCUCCCUUGUAAAUCAGGAGGGGGCGUCACUGCGGGGCAAGCCCCUCCCCCCUGGAAGCCAUUGGCCGAGGAAGGCAGCCCCUCAAUGGUCCCCACCUCUUUGGAGGGUGUGGCCAGCCUGCUGAGCGGCCUGAGUGAGCAGCAGUAUGGGGUUGGCGUUGCAACCAUGGCGUACACAGCCCAGAGAGCCAAACUCGCCCAGGGAGCGGACAGGCAGCAGUGGACCCAGCUGUUCAUCGACUCCUUCAAAUAUGUCUAUGGAGACAUUCUGGGAGACCCAGAGAAAGCCUUAGGACUCUGCUAAUGCUAAUAUGCUAACCAUGCUACCUCGCAAUUAUGGACGACAAUAACUAAUAACCUUACUGCUGGAGAAGCAUAGAAUAGAUUUUAUUAUAACUGUGGGCAUUUUUUUCACUCUGCGGGUGCAAUAUAUACCUGGGCUAAUGCAAAAGAAUCGCAUGACAUGAAGCUGGUCCUGUGCUAACAUUUCAGAGCAGCCUUAUGUACAGUUACUGUAUAUGAUGGGCCAAAAUUCAAAAUGUGGAUUCAUGAUGCUCCCUCUCUUCAUAUAAUAUUUCUGAAUUAACCUAUAUGGAGAUGUUUCUCAGAAAAGUAUGUCUGUUAGACAUAUGAUACAUAUCAUUUAUUCCACCUUAGUGGAGGAAUGUUUUCCAUUCACAUGGAAAGCAGAUGUCAUCCAUUUGUUGGAGGCAGAUUGGUCUGUAGAGCCAUUCAUGUUGCUCCUGUAUAGUGUACAGUGGCUCUUUGAUGAAGCCUCAUUUCCACUGUGAAUCACAAGCUCGCUAAAUAACUCUGAUGACAUGUAUUUUGCUGUUUUGCACAUAUCCAUGGUUACGGCCUUUACUUUUUUCUUGUGCUCUGUGAAUGACUCAUGUUGGUGAAAAGGCCAUUACAUGUGGAAAAUAUCUGGUUUUAUACAUGUCACAGUAGACUGUAUAUGAGUCAGACAUUGGUAUAUGUGGAUGUUUGGUCGAUUGACUUGGCACUGACAAUGAAAGGACUUUUGUAUGUUACGCCCUUGAUCGGUGCAUGUUUUUUUGCAUGUGGCUUGGCUUGUAAAGUAGGGUGACUGGAGGAAAAUUACCACAGAGUGGCUUUAACCAAAUGUUACGGUAUCAUGUUAGCUCUGUGACUGCAACUUGCUGAUGUGAACUAUGUUGUUUUGUAUAAAAUGUAUUCAUGUUUUAUAAUGUCGUCUCAAGAGAAUAAAAGUGCAGAGCAAACUAAACUAAAAACUUCUUGAUGAGGCCACUACUGAUCUGAGAUUAGAUGACAUCAGACAGCUGGAUUGGAUGUGAACUAGCAUGUAUGGAAGCACACCGUGUUACACUAUAUCUUUUGCUGGCUUUGACCUCUGAGCAUCUGUGUUCCAGCUGUACCUCGAUGAACACCAUGUUUGAUUUAAAACUUUAUGUAUGUGUGUGUGUGUCUGUUCCAGAGCCCGCUGUGGCUAGCUGUGUUCAGCGGCCAGUGGAUUUGGUGUUCCUGUUGGAUGGUUCUGAGAGGAUGGGACUGGAGAAC